This is a messenger RNA of Brassica rapa (field mustard), 2638 nucleotides long. RefSeq names its product serine/threonine-protein kinase ATG1c. The record is from RefSeq and is a predicted model, not a curated record. Gene Ontology annotation, cellular component: cytoplasm. Gene Ontology annotation, molecular function: protein serine/threonine kinase activity; ATP binding. Gene Ontology annotation, biological process: regulation of autophagy; peptidyl-serine phosphorylation. Lineage: Eukaryota; Viridiplantae; Streptophyta; Magnoliopsida; Brassicales; Brassicaceae.
AUAAACUUACAUUUAAUUUCCAUUAAUCUCUCUCUCUCUCUCCUGAUUAAUCCAAACACGCCCAAUCGGAUCCUAUUCAACCCGCCUGGAUCACAAAACUCCAAAAAAAAAAAAAAAAAAUUCAAUCAAACCGCAGCUUGUCUCCACCUUAAUCCCGCACCUGUAAAAAUCCUCCGUCACACGAUCCUCUCUAGAUUCGCGGCGCCGUCGUCGUAGUAAAAAAAAUGUCCCAGUCCACGGCGAGGAGCGGGCGCGUUGUCGGCGACUACUUGGUGGGUCGGCAAAUCGGGUCGGGUUCGUUCUCUGUAGUCUCCGAAGCGAGGCACCGUGUUCACGGGACACAUGUCGCAAUCAAGGAGAUCGCUAUGGGGAGGCUAAACAAGAAGCUGCAGGAGAGUCUCAUGUCUGAGAUUUAUAUCCUGAGGAGGAUCAAUCAUCCCAACAUCAUCCGUUUGAUUGAUAUGAUCGAGUCACCUGGGAAAGUACAUUUGGUGUUGGAGUAUUGUAGAGGAGGUGAUUUGUCUGUGUUUAUACAGAGUCGUGGGAGUGUUCCUGAAACUAUUGCUAAGCAUUUCAUGGUGCAGUUAGCUGCUGGCUUACAAGUUCUUCGUGACAAUAAUAUUAUCCACCGUGAUUUAAAGCCACAGAAUCUUCUUCUAUCCACAGAUGGAAACGAUGCAGAUCUGAAGAUUGCUGAUUUUGGAUUUGCAAGAUCGUUGCAACCAAGGAGACUUGCAGAAACAUUAUGCGGUUCACCAUUGUACAUGGCCCCAGAGAUUAUGCAACUUCAGAAGUAUGAUGCAAAGGCAGAUCUCUGGAGUGUUGGUGCUAUCUUAUUUCAACUUGUGACAGGCACAACCCCUUUUACAGGAAACAGCCAGAUUCAGUUGCUCCAAAACAUUUUGAGAUCAACUGGAUUACAGUUUCCAGCGGACUGUAGAGAUUUAAGUUUGGACUGUGUAGAUCUAUGUCAGAAGUUACUGCGCAUUGAUCCAGUGGAACGUUUGACAUUUGAAGAGUUCUUUAAUCACCCUUUUCUUUCGGACAGGCAAUCAUAUGAUUUUUCAAGGAGUAGAUUGGGCUCAAGGACAAUGGACGGUUUCCUGUCUUCGGGAAGCAGUCCGUCGAGAAACAUGGAAGAAAGUUCUCAAGAAGACUGUUUACCGUUCCUUCUAGAUGAUGAUUCUAGUGGACCUGAGGGGAGCCCUUCACAUUUGAAAAGGACCUCCUCGAUGAAGUCCUCCUCUGGAUUUAACAUUGAUGCUAGAGUUGAGAGAGAGGAAAUGGAAUCUAGUCCUUUGAACUAUAGAAUCAACCAGGGAGCGGAUAACACUAGAUUUAGAAAUGAAACACACAUAAAUUCUGAUAGGAGAAACCAUGGUGAACCUACAAGACUGACUGAUUCGAGACCACUCAUUCCUAAAGGAAGAGUAGAUGAUUCUCAAGACUCAAUGGAUCAAGACUUCGUUCUCGUAUCUGGACCACCAGUGGAUUUGCCAUCAUCUUCAUCGAGUUCUUCAAAGGCUUAUAAUUUCCCAUUCAAGUCUCAGUCUCCUCCGGUAGAGUUAACUAAUAGAAGCAUAAGUUCAACGGCUCCUAUGCCAAUAAUUGGUGCUACUGGCAACAACGUUGGCCGGUUUGGAAGCCUGGACAGUCAGAGCACUUCUCAUGGGUCGCUGGAUCUCGGGGAUGCUUUUGAACAGCCAUCAACUAACAGCUUUACUAGGAUCAGUUCCCUGAAAAAAUGUGCAGCAACAAUUGCAGAAUUAGUUCAUGAAAGGAUCAAAUCUGACAAAUACCUAGAAGCAUUCUCUAUCCAGUUGGCGAUUUUGGCAAUUUGGAAACAGGCACUGCACAUAUGCCAUACUCAGGCAAUCUCAGGUCUGGAAGGAAGCCCUAGCCAAGACAUUUACAAACCAAGAGAAAGUAGCAGCAGCCUAAAAAACGAGCAUAUCACUGAUCUCAUCCAUGAUGGAUCGGAGGAGAUAUCCUCUCAGAUUCAGAGUCAGUUUAUCCGGGAGAUUGAGCUUGCUGAAGAACUUGCCAAGAGUAUCGAACCUGGAAAUGCAAUGAUGCCUGAUGCAAUGGAGACGAUAUUUGAAGCAGCUCUUGAUCUUGGAAAACUUGGGGGAGUUAAGGAGGUUAUGGGAGAAAUAGAGAAGGCUGGAAACCAGUACUCAAAAGCGGUGCGUUUGAUGGUAUUCCUUCUAGUGGAAGCACCAAUGCUGAUUCUGAACCCGCCAUUGUCUCUCACAAAUUCAGACAGGUAUCGACUCAGAAAAUAUAUAGAUAUCCUCAGCAGAAGAUUGAAACAUCUGCAGUCGCAUAGGAGAAGCUCAGGCUCUCAUAUGCAAGGAUCAUCAUCAUCUGCCAUGAUGAACAAGCAACCAUAGUUCACUUGGUUUGGUUUCUUCUGGUUUUUCGUUUUUUUCUUAAGAGAAAAAAAUGUAUUGUAUAUAUACAGCAAAAUCAUGUAUUCUUAUUCUUUUGGGGAUCUGGAGGGGGACUUUGGUGGAUAUGAUGUGUGAGUUGUGCUGGUUGUUGUAAAAUGUUCUUUCUUCUAUCUCGGAUCCUAAUCCCUUGGUUUAUGUAUAAGUAGAUUUAUGUAUAGGUUUUGGGUGAAUUUUACACACUUUUU